This is a messenger RNA of Trypanosoma cruzi, 648 nucleotides long. RefSeq lists its product as uncharacterized. Bases 1 to 648 code for a protein of 215 amino acids. Lineage: Eukaryota; Euglenozoa; Kinetoplastea; Trypanosomatida; Trypanosomatidae. The record is from RefSeq and is a predicted model, not a curated record. The transcript has a single exon.
AUGGUUCUCCCCAAUGUAAUGAAGGAGGCGAUGAGAAAAGGGGAAGAGGAAGCGGCGCAGUUCUUUCCAACGCUGCUUUCCUCAUCGAUUCUGCAAGAGCCUUUUGUGCAGGAAAUUAUUCAGGAGAACGAGGCGAUGCUUGGGGAAAUUGCUCGCCUCCGUUGUCUCCGCCAAGGCCACGCAAAAGAGCGUUGUCAACAUAUGCAAACCGCGGAAACGGCGGCGCGGCAGCUGCUGGCGACAUCGGAGGCGGAGGUGCGUUUUGAACUGUGUGUGGCGUGGCACGCAUGUAUUAUCGGUGGGCUGCGUGACACGUUAGAGGAGUUAGAGGCGGUUCGGGAGGAAAAUACCGCACUUCAGAAGGUCAUGUUGAAAGUGCAGGAGGAACUCGGGGCGUUGGAGUCACAUUCGACUCCCGUUUCGUCUGAGGAAGACAUAACACCGGCGCGUGUUAUUACAGCUAUAGAUCCAGGGUGUAAAUUACAUGCGCACUAUAUCGUUUCUCCUAAUAUUAGAGCUAAUUACCACUCACCACGUGUGUCAUUUGGUCCGUCACGGAAGCGUGGGCGCAGCAGUGGUGAUAGCUGGCACUUCUCUCCGUCGGAAAAAACGAUAGAGAAGCGUGGUGUAAGCCAGCAACCCACAUAA